CUCCACUAUCUGGUUUCACACACAUGAUCUCUCUUCUCCGUUUACAACCUUCCAGCAGAAUGACAAUGCCUUGUUUUCAUUUACGCUGCUAAAGAAGAUUCUGAUGUAUCCAAGAAUUACCUCUGCUAAUUGAAAAACAAAACUGCAUAUUUGUAGCAGAUGGGAAAACUUGGACCUUACUGGAGUUUUCAGAACGUUCUGCGACAGAACUGUUCUGUUUGUUUUCAUUGAUAGUUCAUGCGGAGAGUCUGGACUUUUGUCAUUAAUUCCUAGCACAAUCCGCAGCUGUGACAUUGUAUUUGCUGGUGUGCAGAAGAGGUGACAAUUGCAUGUUUGCAUCUAUAGAAGACCUUGCCAGUAUUCUUGUGAUGUUCCAUAGAGGGAGAAGGGAAGAUGAAAAGAUCUAUCUUGAAAUUUUGCUGUAGAGUCUCUCUAAGGUUUCUUAUCUUCUGCGUGUUCAUUCUAAUCUUUGUAUACGUCUGCAAAGUUGGGCUGGACUCUAGACGAUGCGAUGUAGCAGAUGUUGACCCAGAGUAUGUGAAGAGAGCAAAAUCCUUUGCCAAAAAAGUGUUGGAAUCAGAGUGCCGGCCAGCGUUUGCAAAAUCUGCAAUGGGACGCAUGUUUAAGAAACGGUACAACGCUAACUUGGCUGCUUUCACAAGCAAAGAAGAUCUUGGUAAAUCCUGGCACAAAUACGAGCCCCCGUUUGGGUUUCACAGCUAUGUAGAACAGCUUGAAGACAUCCUGCAAAUAAUGCCCGACGUUGACCUUCCUAAAGGAUUAAGCUCCAAGUCUUGCAAGCGUUGUGUUGUAAUUGGGAGCGGGGGAAUCCUUCGAGGGCUGGACCUUGGGAAAAUAGUGGACGAAUUUGAUAUUACAAUCAGGUUGAACAAUGCUCCGGUGACUGGACACACGUGGGAUGUUGGAAACAAAACAACAAUCAGGAUGACUUAUCCAGAAGGGGCCCCUGUCUCCGAAGAAGAAUAUAAUAACAGUAGCCUGUUCGUGACCGUUCUUUACAAGAAUGCAGACUUCCUGUGGCUUCAGUCAGUACUGAAAAACGAAACUUUGUCUGUGUGGAACAGAUUGUUUUUCUGGAAGAGUGUAGUGGAACGUCUGCCACUUAAAUUCAAACAACUCCGUAUCCUGAACCCUCUCAUUGUCAAGGAGACUGCACUUGAUAUUCUGGAAUACCCACAACCAGGGAACAAGUGGAUUGGUUGGGAAAAGAACAUACCUACGAUCGGUGUGACCGCCAUCAUCCUGGCUACACAUUUGUGUGAUGAAGUGAGCUUUGCAGGUUUUGGUUAUGAUCUCAACCAACCUGAUAUCACCCUGCACUAUUUUGAUAACCUCUGCAUGAAUGCCAUGAGCAGACAGCCAAUGCACGAUAUUAUGAAAGAGAGAGAGCUCAUCCAGAGACUUGUCAAGGAAGGAGUAGUGACCGAUCUUAGUGGUGGAAUUCACUGUGAGUUCUGCAACAAGCACUUGGCAGACACCUGAGCGAUAAUCUGUGACUAAGCUUGACAUUAGCCAAACACUGUGCCUUUUCCAAAGAGCAACUUUGACCAUCCAAGGAGUCAGGACAAUCUUAACCUAUUCAGGUCCCACAGAAUUUAACUUUUUCAUCGUAGACAUUCUCAAGUGAGAUUCUAUGCAAACUACAGAAUUCUUCUGGAUAGUUGGACAUUUAUUUUUGGUUUCUUGACUUUUUAUGUAUACAUAAACAUAUACCUAGAUUUUUGUUGAACAAUCUAGUAAUUCAUUGAAAAAAAUAAAUGCAGCCAAUAGCAUAGAACUGCAACAUUCUAUUUUCUAAGGCCGGAAAACCCUACACUUAUCACAAAGAGGUUUCUGGUAUAAUGUCAUUUUGUUUAAAAAUAUGCCAGCCUUUGCUGUCCGCAUGGACACGUGUUCUCGUCUUACAGGAGACUUGUUUUUGUCUCCUAUAAGGUUUUAUUUAUACUGUAAGCCAUGUUUGGCACUAUUUACUGUAUUACAGGCAGCUUAUAUUUUUAAUGUGGGUUUGUUUUCAAACCGUUUCUUCCAUCAGUGUGCAAGGCAUUUGCAGACCUUGAAAAGCUGAUAGUGUGCGAAUACGAGUAGUUAGCAUCCACAGGUUUAUUCAACAUUCUGUUGUUGUUUAUUUUCUGUUUGUCAGCAGUUCAAAUUUAUCAGUUUCAAGUCAACAGUUUAAUUUUUUUAACAAUACUUCUAAAAAGCUAGAAUGCUCAGUCAGCCCCGCAGUAUGUCAGGUUUUGUAUGUCGCAAUGUAAUUGGCAUAUACAGAGAGCGGUUAGAAACAGUGUAAUUUUUAUGACUUCUACACUUUUUUUUCAACAAAAAUAUUUUUGUAGUUUGUAACCCACUGCUCCUUUUUAUAGCGAGCUAGAGAUGAUGUGCCUUAACCCUCUGUCUCAAAAUAGCCUGUACGUUAUUACUGUUAUGCACUACUUGAAUACGAUAUGUCAU
Molecule: messenger RNA, 2472 nt
Organism: Pelobates fuscus (common spadefoot toad)
Lineage: Eukaryota; Metazoa; Chordata; Amphibia; Anura; Pelobatidae
Gene: ST3GAL5
Product: ST3 beta-galactoside alpha-2,3-sialyltransferase 5
Exons: 7
Coding region: 394-1503 (369 amino acids)
Molecular function (GO): lactosylceramide alpha-2,3-sialyltransferase activity
Source: RefSeq, a predicted model, not a curated record